AGGGCGGCGGCAGUUGUGGUGACUGAGCGGAGCUCGCUGACAGGAUGUUGGUGUUGGUAUUAGGAGACCUGCACAUCCCACACCGGUGCAACAGUUUGCCAGCUAAAUUCAAAAAACUGCUGGUGCCAGGAAAGAUUCAGCACAUUCUCUGCACUGGAAACCUUUGCACCAAAGCGAGUUAUGACUAUCUUAAGACUCUGGCUGGUGAUGUUCAUAUUGUGAGAGGAGACUUUGAUGAGAAUCUGAAUUAUCCAGAACAGAAAGUUGUGACUGUUGGGCAGUUCAAAAUUGGUUUGAUCCAUGGACAUCAAGUUAUUCCAUGGGGAGAUAUGGCCAGCUUAGCUCUGCUGCAGAGGCAGUUUGAUGUGGACAUUCUUAUUUCAGGACACACACAUAAAUUUGAAGCAUUUGAGCAUGAAAAUAAAUUCUACAUUAAUGCAGGUUCUGCCACUGGAGCAUGUAAUGCCUUGGAAACAAACAUUCCUUCAUUUGUGUUGAUGGAUAUUCAGGCUUCUACAGUUGUCACUUAUGUGUAUCAGCUAAUUGGAGAUGAUGUGAAAGUAGAACGAAUUGAAUACAAAAAAUCUUAAAUCGAGGCUUGUCCUGAUGAUUUUUCUGUUGGGCUUUUCU
Hippopotamus amphibius kiboko is the source of this 630-nucleotide messenger RNA. Its product is annotated as vacuolar protein sorting-associated protein 29-like. The coding region runs from base 45 to 590 and encodes 181 amino acids. Gene Ontology annotation, biological process: retrograde transport, endosome to Golgi; intracellular protein transport. Gene Ontology annotation, cellular component: endosome; retromer complex. Lineage: Eukaryota; Metazoa; Chordata; Mammalia; Artiodactyla; Hippopotamidae. The transcript has 2 exons. The record is from RefSeq and is a predicted model, not a curated record.